Messenger RNA from Babjeviella inositovora NRRL Y-12698, 1613 nucleotides. RefSeq lists its product as uncharacterized. The record is from RefSeq and is a predicted model, not a curated record. The transcript has a single exon. Lineage: Eukaryota; Fungi; Ascomycota; Pichiomycetes; Serinales. The coding region runs from base 193 to 1536 and encodes 447 amino acids.
GACCCUUAUUAUCCCUAUGAGAUUAAGUUUUCCUCUGCAGGCGCUGAGUAUGCACUGGUUGAGCCUUGAAGGGACAGUAAUGACGAUCUUUAAAUCACCUCUCACGGUAGUAAACCAAGUGCUAUAUAAGAAAAACAAUGCCCCCAGUUAAUUUAGAAGUCCUUCUUAAAUAACAUCAACAUUAUCAACACCAUGAAACUCUCUCCGUUGUUUUUGGUUCCCUUCUUGUUCCAGGUAGCCACUGCCGCCAUUAGCAUUACUACUGUCACCACCAGUCUCACCAACCCAUCUCCAUCCAACCUUUGUAAUUCGUAUGUUACUUCUGGUGGUCUGGGUCUGUCUGCCUGGCAAGCUACCGCCGAUUUCUAUGCUGCUUCGACCAAUGACGUUGCCAUCUUAGGAACCGGAGUAAGGAGCUACAAGUACAUCGUGCAGUGGUUCUUCACCUUCGACAACCCGUUAGAUGCCACUGGGUUUGAUAUCAGUACAUUGACUGCCGCUGUUUCUUUGCUCACUACUCUUAAUGUGGUUGUUAACCCUACUCAGGGUGGUUUUAUUCUUUCUUAUAACGACACUGUCACCUAUCCAAUUGUGCUCGGUGUGGAUCUUACAAAUGGGCUCAACUGUUUCAAUUCCUUGAUCGGCUACACUCUGUCAUUUACAGGUGGGCCAAGUCCCCAGACCGUUAUUUUGGGGUCCGCAGCUUUUUGGCUCAACCCAAUCAACGGCUUGACUUGUACUCUCAGUUCAAUCACUUCGAACUGUGUCGCCUUGGGAUACCCAGUUUUCGGUAACUGUAUGACCUGGGGCCAGUGUACGGGCACAACUCCACCUCCUAGCGUUAUAACGGCAACCAUAACUUCUGUUCAGUCCAAUGGGUGUACGGUAGUUGAUAAAGUACUUCAAUCAGCUUACACUUAUAGCACUACGUUCUUUGAGACAAAUACCUAUACGAUUACCCUGACCAGCACGUGGACGUCAGCUACAACUACCAUUCUCUUAAUUCCACGAUAUGGUACCUUCUACUCUACACUCACGAAUACUCAAACCCAAACAGUCACUCAAACUGCGCUAGUUGGUACAGUUUCUACAUCGUUGAUUACCGCUGUUACUCUGUGUCCAAGUUCUUCCGCUUCUCCAAGCUCUUCAAGCUCUCCAAGCUCUUCAGAUUCAAGCUCUUCCGAUCCAAGCUCUUCCAACCUUUCAUCCUCUACUUCAAGCUCCUCCGAUCCAAGUUCUUCUGCUUCAAGCUCCUCCGAUCCAAGUUCUUCCACUUCAACCUCUUCCGAUCCAACAUCUGCUGCUUCAAGCUCUUCCAAUCCAACAUCUGCCGCUUCAAGCUCUUCUGAUCCAGCAUCCACGGCUUCAAACUCUUCCGACCCAGCGCCAGUUACUUCAAACUCUUCCGAUCCAGCGCCUGCUACCUCAAACUCUUCCGACCCAGCUCCAGCCACUUCAAGUUCUCAGCCUGAAGUCCCAAGCUAUUCCUUAUCUACAGAGUAUGUCACACUUACCACAUGGGUGAAUUCGUGUUAAGACCAAUCCAUGUCUCCUAGCUAAACCCCAGGAAUCACUUUAUAUAUUAUUAUAUAACAUGAAACUUUUAAUUCGAG